AUGGCGGUGAAACAGGAAGUCCUCAGGAGACCUCUUGUCGCGAAACGAGCGACUCUCCCUGAGCUGCCAGAGAGCUUGCGACGCUUCUGGACCGACACCUUUGAACAACGCUUCCUGCUAGACUACGAGAUCUCGGUUCCCAGCAAGCUCAUCUCCGAAAACAAACCUUUCCGCGCCAUCCUAGUUGCAUCUCCUGAGGUUGCUGGUCAAAGGCUGCCCUUUGCAGGCGAGAAGUUCGUCGGCCUUGUGGAGAUCGCCGGAGUGCAGUCGCGUCAUUCUCACGUCAUCAACGUCCUAGGCGCGGGGAACAAACGCGUGGUGCCAGCCUGCGACGGCCUCCAAGAUCUGACGGUCGGCAUGGCGUGGAUUGACGUCAGCAACACGACGAUCGACGGCCAGGAAGCGCCAGGGCAGCGGCGCUCUGGCAAGCUGGAAUCAGAUGCUGUCGCCGAAAGGUUUCGCUUCUUCCAAGGGAAAGGGCCGCUGACGUCACACGUGACGGUCUUCGUUAGCGUGCUGCUGCAACGAACGUAUCUUGAGUGUGAGAGAAGUCGCGUCCGAAUCCAACGGACGCCAGAAUGGAAGCUUCUGAAGGAAGUCGAGCGCUCUGGAGACGCCUUCUUCCGAGGGACGGACGGCUCCACAAUCUUUGCGCACUCCUCGGUGCUCGCGAGCGCUUCUUCCCACUUCCGAGCAGUGCUAGACAAGCGACCAAAACUCAUCGGACGCUCCAUAUUGGGACUCCCGCUGCCAGUUUCUGCCGAUGGCGACACGAUUCGUGCGUUUCUGAAGUGCCUGUACGGAGUUCCCGUCCUUCUACUCGCGCUCGAGUACAGACGCCCAACGCUUGAGAGGCUGUAUCGACUUGCGGACGCAUGCGGCGCGCGGGGACACUGUCUUGAGAUCUCGGACUGCCUGGGUGUGUCCGAAAACGACCUUGCGGACCGGUGA
Messenger RNA from Klebsormidium nitens, 951 nucleotides. Lineage: Eukaryota; Viridiplantae; Streptophyta; Klebsormidiophyceae; Klebsormidiales; Klebsormidiaceae. The record is from the annotation of a GenBank genome assembly.